Messenger RNA from Trifolium pratense (red clover), 1335 nucleotides. RefSeq names its product phenylalanine ammonia-lyase-like. Gene Ontology annotation, molecular function: phenylalanine ammonia-lyase activity. The record is from RefSeq and is a predicted model, not a curated record. Bases 292 to 1062 code for a protein of 256 amino acids. The transcript has a single exon. NCBI's taxonomy places the organism in Eukaryota, Viridiplantae, Streptophyta, Magnoliopsida, Fabales, Fabaceae.
GAAAAAUAAUCUUGCUGUUAAGGCAUGUGAACAUAAAUUCAAAUUGAUUUGGACCGGAGGUAGUUUUAUUGAAGAUGUUAAUGAACAUAAAUCUCCAAAUCCUGGCUUCAAAUUCAAAGAUUUUACUGAUAUAAAAAAUGGAACCGUUCGUUCAGAUCUUUUAAUAGGUUUGUAGUGUUAUCAGUGGCAUUCAAUUUUGAGCUAUUCAGUUUAUACUUGGAUUUGCCUUCAAAUCUCUCUGGUGGUAAAUGUUUAAGCUUGGAUUAUGGACUUAAAGGCGGCGAGAUAGCAAUGGCUGCAUAUUGUUCUGAGCUUCAGUUUUUAGCUAAUCCUGUUACUAAUCAUGUUCAAAGUGCAGAACAGCAUAAUCAAGAUAUUAAUUCACUUGGAUUAAUCUCAGCUAGGAAAACAGCAGAAGCUGUUGAGAUAUUAAAGCUUAUGGCUUCAACUUAUUUGAUUGCUUUAUGUCAAGCAAUAGAUUUGAGGUAUUUGGAGGAGAAUUUAAAGAGUACAGUUAAGAAUACAAUGAGUCAAGUGGCUAGAAAAAUCUUAAAUGUUGGAGUCAAUGGUGAGAUUCAUCAUUGCAUGUUUAGUGAGAAAAAUUUGAUUAAAGUGGUUGAUUGUGAGUAUGUUUUUGCAUAUAUUGAUGAUCCUUAUAAUGACACAUAUCCACUUAUGCAAAAAUUGAGGCAAGUGCUUAUGGAACAUGCAUUGAAGAGUGGUAAAAAUAAUGAUUUGAAAAGUUUAAAUGCUUCUAUUUUCCUUAAGAUAGGUGCAUUUGAGGAGGAACUAAAAAGGGUGUUGCCAAAAGAGGUUGAAUCUACAAGAAGUGCUUUUGAAAAAGGAAUUUUGGCAAGUCCUAACAAAAUCAAGAAAUGCAGGUCUUAUCCAUUGUAUAAGUUUAUUAGAGAGGAAUUGGAGACUGAGUUUUUAACUGGUGAGAAAGUUAAAUCACCAGGAGAAGAUUUUGAUAAAGUUUUUAAUGCAAUUAAUCUUGGAAAGAUAAUAGAUCCAAUGUUUGAAUGCCUCAAGGAUUGGGAUGGUACUCCACUUCCUAUAUAAUUUCAUUGGUACAAUGUUUUACUAGGAUUGCAAUGUAUUUCCCCUGUAAGGUAUUAUGUAUGCAUAGUGGUUUCCUUUUGUUAAAAGACAGUGAAUGUUGUUAAUACCUUGUAUUUUAGUAUAGAAUUUAAACAUUAAUUUGUUAAUAUCUUGUGUUAACUUCUCUUAAAAAGUAUUGUUAAUACAAACACAAUGGGAUGUUUCUGGUUCGAAUAUAAAUUUGGGCAUUCAACGACAUUAAAACUCUUGUGAAGAGUUUAUCGUUCAUUUAGG